AUGGCAUGUCAUACAAAACUCCCGAAACUGGAAACCGAAGAAAUAUCCAGUAAGAGUACAAAUUUAUUAGGACCUAGUAUGGAAUCGAAAUUUGACGAGCUCAAGUACGAAAUAAUUCAUAAAAUAGAUAGUGAACUAACUGACUCGAAAAACGCAAGAGAUUAUAUAACGCAAAAGUACGACGAGCUUUGUAAUAAGAUACAGUAUCUAGCCGAACUAGACUCUACGGUAAACGGUUUUCGCACUGAUGUUAAAGCAAUAGAAAAACAGAUACUGGAAUUGUCUACAAGAUUGGAUGAUGUAGAGAAGAGAGCGAUUGCAAGAGAUUGUCCAUCUAUUACGUCAUCAAUGUUGGGUGUACCUAAAUAG
Messenger RNA from Pieris macdunnoughi, 369 nucleotides. NCBI's taxonomy places the organism in Eukaryota, Metazoa, Arthropoda, Insecta, Lepidoptera, Pieridae. The record is from the annotation of a GenBank genome assembly.